GAUCACGUGUUUUGGGGCAGGAAAGAGCACCUCGAAAACGUUAAAUUGCGGACAACAUGUGGAAGUGGGCAUAACAAAGAAACGGCACCUGCUUAUAUUACAGGCUCUGGAUUACAUUUACAGGAGACAAAAAACAGGUGUCAAAAUGAGUCUCUCUGCGGAGAUUGAAGAGGGAAGCAGUCCUAGUAACUGUGAAGACACUGAAGAGGAAGCCAGUUCUUCUGGAAUGAGUUCAUCAGGGAAUGAGGAAGCGAUGUCCCCUAAAAUACAUUUUCCUGUUGAACAGGACACUUGCAGUGAACUUAAAAGGUUCAAGACAGACAGACCAGUCUCACCUGCACCUAGUGGUAUCUCCAUGAAGAGUGACCAGUCGAUGGCACUUCCUAUUUUCUUCAAGGAAGGAGAACUUUCCACUGAACAAAGCAGUACCUCUGAGAAGAAUGACACAUCAAUGGAUAACCAACCCAGAGGGCCUACUGAUGACAAAGUGUACCCAACAGAAGUCCAGGAGAAAAUGAAAUCAUACUUGAAGAAUAGGACAUGUUCUUUAUUUGAGGGCAUUGAAGAUGCAGGAAAAACGACACCUCUUAACAACAUCUACACAGAGCUCUACAUCACACAAGGUGGAAGUGGAGAGGUCAAUUAUGAACAUGAGGUGAGACAGAUUGAGACAGCAUGCAGGUUUCCAGUAGAACAAGAGACAUCAAUCCAACUCAAUGACAUCUUCAAACCCUUACCUGGACAAGACAAGCCUAUCAGAACAGUGCUGACAAGGGGAGUUGCUGGCAUUGGAAAAACAGUGUCUGUGCUGAAGUUCAUGUUGGACUGGGCUGAAGGAAAAGCAAACCAAGACAUCCAGAUCAUCUUCCCACUUCCUUUUCGGGAUCUGAACUUGAUGAGAGAGAAAAAUCUAAGUCUGAUAGAACUACUUCAUCACUCCUUUAUAGAAACAAAAGAAUCAGAAAUCUCAGAAAACGAAAAUAUUGUGUUUGUUUUUGAUGGUCUGGAUGAAUGUCGCCUUCCUCUGGACUUCCAGAAUAAUAAGAUCUGCAGUGAUGUCACAGAGUCAACUUCAGUGGAUGUUCUUCUGACAAACCUCAUCAAAGGGAAUCUGCUUCCCUCUGCUCACAUUUGGAUAACCACCCGACCUGCAGCAGCCAAUCAGAUCCCUCCUGAGUGUGUUGACCAGGUGACAGAGGUACGAGGUUUCAAUGACCUACAGAAGGAGGAAUACUUCAGGAAGGUAAUCGCUGAGGAGGACCUGGCCAGCAGAAUCAUCUCACACAUAAAGACAUCAAGGAGCCUCCACAUCAUGUGCUACAUUCCAGUCUUCUGUUGGAUUUCAGCCACUGUCCUAAAGAGACUAUUGACUGAAACAGAGAGUCGAGAGAUCCCCAAGAAUCUGACUCAAAUGUACGCUCACCUCAUGAUUUUCCAGUCAAAACUGAGGAGUCAUAACUAUCCUGUAGAGCAUGCCAACAAUUCUCACUGGGAUAAAGAGAUGAUUUUGUCACUGGGACAAUUGGCUUUUCAACAGCUAGAAAAAGGCCAUCUGAUAUUCUAUGAGGAAGACCUGAGAGAGUGUGGCAUUGACAUCAAGGACGCGUCAGUGUACUCUGGAGUGUGCACUCAGAUCUUCAGAGAAGAGUCUGGGCUUAACCAGAUAAAGGUGUACUGCUUUGUACAUCUGAGUAUCCAGGAGUUUCUGGCUGCACUAUAUGUGUUCCUCAUGUUCACUAACGACAACAACAAUCUGAUGGCUAAAGGGAGAUCCCUCCACAAAAAGAAACUAUACCAAGAUGCAGUGGACAAGGCCUUGCAGUUUGAAAAUGGCCACCUGGACCUUUUCCUCCGCUUCCUUCUUGGCCUUUCACUGCAGUCCAAUCAGCAUCUCCUACAAGGCCUACUGACACAGACAGGAAGCAGAUCACCGAGCAACAAGAAAACAGUCAAGUACAUCAAGGAGAAGAUCAGAAAGAAACUCCCUCUGGAGAGGUGCAUCAAUCUGUUCCACUGUCUGAAUGAACUGAAUGACCAUUCUCUAGUGGAGGAGAUCCAAAGCUACCUGAGAUCAGGAAGUCUCUCAAAAUCUAAACUCUCAUCUGGACAGUGGUCAGCUCUGGUUUUCAUGUUGCUGACCUCCGAGAAGCUGGAUGUGUUUGACCUGAAGAAAUACAUCAGAUCAGAUGCAUCUCUUCUCAAACUUCUCCCAGUUGUCAGAUCCUCUAGAACAGCCCUGCUGAACGAAUGUAAACUCACCAAGAAAAGCUGUGAGGCAUUAGCUUCUGUUCUCAAAUCAAACUCUUGCUGUCUGAGACUGCUGGACAUGAGUGGCAAUAAACUCCAGGAUUCAGGAGUGAAGCUGCUCUCUGCUGGACUGGAGGAUCCACACUGUAAACUGGAGACAUUGAAGUUGAAUGAUUGCAACCUAACUGAGAAAUCCUUUGCGGUGCUUGCUUCAACUCUCAGCUUUAAGCAUGUCAAGUUUGAGAAAGCUAGAUUUGGAGGAAAUUAAUUCCAGGAUUCAGGAGUGAGAUUCGUCUGUGCUGGACUUGAGAAUCCACAAUGUAAAUUGGAGACACUGAGGUAAAACUAUCCCUCAUCAAAUGAAAUUGUAUUGGUCGCAUUCACAUAUUUAGCAGAUGUCAUUGCGGGUGUAGCGAAAUUCUUGUGUUCCUAGCUCCAACUUAGUUACGUUUAUGCAUUUUUUAAAACAAGCAUACAUAACACUUGAAAAAGCCAUACAUGCUCAUGAGUAAAAUCAUGGAGGAUAACACACAAUACAGUCUGGGACUAAUUUCCGUUGUUAAAUCAUGGAGGAUAACACACAAUACAGUCUGGGACUAAUUUCCAUUGUUAAAUCAUGGAGGAUAACACACAAUACAGUCUGGGACUAAUUCCCAUUGUGGUCCUGUCACGUUCGUUGGUAGAAACGGACCAAGGCGCAGCGAAUGUUGAGUAACACAUAAUAUUUAUUAGAAAGUGAAACUAAGCAGAGACAUAAACAAAUAAACAAUAAACUAACAGUGACUACAGAGAUGAUACGUGCACUAACUCAAAAUACACACUAUCUCAAAACAAUAUCCCAUAAAACACAGGUGGAAAAAUGCUACUUAAAUAUGAUCCCCAAUUAGAGACAACGAUAGCCAGCUGCCUCUAAUUGGGAAUCAUACCAAACACCCAAACAUAGAAAAACUAAACUAGAACCCCACAUAGAAAAUAAUAACUAGAAGAAAAAAAACAGUCACCCCCUGACCUACUCUACCAUAGAAAAAAGAGCUCUCUAUGGUCAGGAUGUGACAGGUCCUCUUACAGUGCAGUAAUAUCUAACAAUUCACAACAAUACACACCAAUCUAAAAGUAAAAUUUUUUAAUUAAGAAAUAUAUAAAUAUUAGUAUGAGCAAUGUUGGAGUCCGGAGUAUAAAUAAUAUAAAUGCAUGUAUGUGUAUAUGUCACAGGAGGUUGGUGGCACCUAAAUUGGGAUGGACGGGCUCAUGGUAAUGGCUGGGGCGCAAUUGGUGGAAUGGUAUCAAACACAUCAAACACAUGGUUACCAUGGUUUCCAUAUGUUUGAUGCCAUUCUAUUUGCUCCGUUUCAGCCGUUAGUAUGAACCGUCCUUCCCUCAGCAGCCUCCACUGGUAUAUGUGAUGGGAUGUAUAGACAUUAUGGACAGUAUGUCAAAACAAAUUACAUUUUAUUGGUCACAUACACAUGGUUAGCAGAUGUUAAUGCGAAUGUAGCGAAAUUCUUGUGCUUCUAGUUCCGACUAUGCAGUAAUAUCUAACAAGUAAUCUAACAAAUUCACAACAACUACCUUAUACAUACAAAUGUAAAGGGAUGAAUAAGAAUAUGUACAUAUAAAUAUAUGGAUGAGCGAUGGCCGUGCGGCAUAGGCAAGAUGCAGUAGAUUGUAUAGAAUACAGUGUAUACAGUUGAAGUAUUUAUAAAUACAGUUGAAGUCGGAAGUUUACAUACACUUAGGUUGGAGUCAUUAAAACUCGUUUUUCAACCACUCCACACAUUUCUUGUUAACUAACUAUAGUUUUGGCAAGUCGGUUAGGACAUCUACUUUGUGCAUGAUACAAGUAAUUUUUCCAACAAUUGUUUACAGACAGAUUAUUUCACUUAUAAUUCACUGUAUCACAAUUCCAGUGGAUCAGAAGUUUAAAUACACUAAGUUGACUGCCUUUAAACAGCCUGGAAAAUUCCAGAAAAUUAUGUCAUGGCUAUAGAAGCUUCCGAUAGGCUAAUUGACAUAAUUUGAGUCAAUUGGAGGUGUACCUAUGGAUGUAUUUCAAGGACUACCUUCAAACUCAGUGCCCCUUUGCUUGACAUCCUGAGAAAAUCAAAAGAAAUCAGCCAAGACCUCAGAAAAAAAAUGGUAGACCACAAGUCUGGUUCAUCAUUGGGAGCAAUUUCCAAAUGCCUGAAGGUACCACAUUCAUCUGUACAAACAAUAGUACGCAAGAAUAAACACCAUGGGACCAUGCACCCGUCAUACCGCUCAGGAAGGAGACGCGUUCUGUCUCCUAGAGAUGAACGUACUUUGGUGCGAAAAGUGCAAAUCAAUCCCAGAACAACAGCAAAGGACCUUGUGAAGAUGCUGGAGGAAACGGGUACAAAAGUAUCUAUAUCCACAGUAAAACGAGUCCUAUAUCGACAUAACCUAAAAGGCCACUCAGCAAGGAAGAAGCCACUGUUCCAAAACCGCCAUAAAAAAGCCAGACUACGGUUUGCAACUGCACAUGGGGACAAAGAUCGUACUUUUUGGAGAAAUGUCCUCUGGUCUGAUUAAACAAAAAUAGAACUGUUUGGCCAUAAUGACCAUCAUUAUGUUUGGAGGAAAAAGGGGGAGGCUUGCAUGCCGAGGAACACCAUCCCAACUAUGAAGCAUGGUGGUGGCAGCAUCAUGUUGUGGGGGGUGCUUUGCUGCAGGAGGUACUGGUGCACUUCACAAAAUAGAUGGCAUCAUGAGGUAUGAAAAUUAUGUGGAUAUAUUGAAGAAACAUCUCAAGACAUCAGUCAGGAAGUUAAAGCUUGGUCGCAAAUGGGUCUUCCAAAUGGACAAUGACCCCAAGCAUACUUCCAAAGUUGUGGCAAAAUGGCAUAAGGACAACAAAGUCAAGGUAUUGGAGUGGCCAUCACAAAGCCUUGACCUCAAUCCUAUAUAACGUUUGUGGGCAGAACUGAAAAAGCGUGUGCAAGCAAGGAGGCCUACAAACCUGACUCAGUUACACCAGCUCUGUCAGGAGGAAUGUGACAAAAUUCACCCAACUCAUUGUGGGAAGCUUGUGGAAGGCUACCCGAAAUGUUUGACCCAAGUUAAACAAUUUAAAGGCAACGCUACCAAAUACUAAUUGAGUGUAUGUAAACUUCCGACCCACUGGGAAUGUGAUGAAAGAAAAUAAAAGCUGAAAUAAAUCAUUCUCUCUACUAUUAUUCUGACAUUUCAGAUUCUUACAAUAAAGUGGUGAUCCUAACUGACCUAAGACAAGGAAUUUUAUUAGGAUUAAAUGUCAGGAAUUGUGAAAAACUGAGUUCAAAUGUAUUUGGCUAAGGUGUAUGUAAACUUCCGACUUCAACUGUACAUAUGAGAUGAGUAAUGUAGGAUAUGUAAACAUUAUCAAAGUGGCGUUAUUUAAAGUGAUGAGUGAUACCUUUUGUUAAAUGUAUUUCAUCUCGAUCAUCUCCUUUGUUUUGUUGACAUUGAGUGGGAGGUUAUUUUCCUGACACCACACUCCGAGGGCCAUCUCGUCGUUGUUGGUAAUCAGGCCUACUACUGUUGUGACGUCUGCAAAUUUGAUGAUUGAGUUGGAGGCUUGCGUGGCCACGCAGUCAUGGGUGAACAGGAAGUACAAGAGGGGGCUGAGCACGCACCCUUGUGGGGCCCCUGUGUUGAUCAGCACAAUGGAGGCGUUCUUUCCUACCUUCACCACCUGGGGACGACCGUCACGAAGUCCAGGACCCAGUUGCACUGGGCGGGGUUCAGACCCAGAUCCCCGAGCUUAAUGAUGAGCUUGGAGGGUACUAUGGUGUUGAAGGCUGAGUCAAUGAGUUUUACUUACGUUUCACUUGUGCCCGGGAUUUAAUCCAAGUCGGUGCACUGGACAGCCGACAUUGUGACUUUUAAAGGUAACUUAUGCUUGAGUUGACAUGCGCUACAUUUACAGUGAAUGGGAUCUCUACAAGUGUUGGCAAAAUGUUGUCAGUAUCGUCGACUGUCCAGUCACUGCCCUAUAACGCCUUGGAUUGAAUUCCUCUUGUCACUAUUUCAAUUUUUAUCUUUAACACUGAAUUGUUGGAAAAGGACCCAUAAAUUAGCAUUUCACUGUUAGUCUACAUCUGUUGUUUUUAAGAAGCAUGUGACAAAUACCAUUUUAUUUGAUCCUGGCCUUGGUCUCUGAUGUAGCAUUAUUGAAGAUAUUUUGUCAGCAGAUUGUAUCAUUGUCUUUAGAUGUGUCAUGGAGUAUGUACAAUUAUCACUUCAAAUUAUGAAUCUGGGCACCAGUUCGUUAUUUGACCAAAUUGAUCAGUUUAGAUGUGUUCAUUUCAAUUCAAUAAAAGGUUCAACAUAUGAAUUUAAAAUGACACUUUUCUCCUUCACUUUCCACAGGCUGGCAGGCUGCAGCGUCACAGGGAAAGGCUGUGCUUCUCUGGCUUCAGCUCUGAGGUCAAACCCCUCCCACCUGAAGGAGCUGGACCUGAGU
This is a messenger RNA of Salvelinus fontinalis (brook trout), 6709 nucleotides long. RefSeq names its product NACHT, LRR and PYD domains-containing protein 12-like. NCBI's taxonomy places the organism in Eukaryota, Metazoa, Chordata, Actinopteri, Salmoniformes, Salmonidae. Gene Ontology annotation, molecular function: protein binding. The transcript has 7 exons. Bases 146 to 2515 code for a protein of 789 amino acids. The record is from RefSeq and is a predicted model, not a curated record.